AUGGACGAAGAAGUCAACCGUGAUAAGGCGCCUCGUGCGGAACAUCCAGAUUCAUCAUCGCCGCCCUCACUUGUGCUUGACGGCAACAUCACCGACGUCGUAGAGCCUACCACCUCAGUUUCCGUCAACAAGGAUCUCGCUAUGACUGAUGCUGAGGAUGCCCAAAUUGCCCAGCAUAUGUCUACCAUUUCACCCGCCGCUUUGGAUGUUGCUGGUAACAAUCUUGACAAGAAGUCAGAGCAAGCACCAUUCGAGAAGCUACCUAAUGAGCUCCGCCAUAUCAUCAUUGGCUACAUCGGGAUUAACAAGUCACUUUACAACGCUGUUCGCGUCAACAAAGCAUGGUUCGACUCGCUCAUCGAUCACCUCUGGUACAAGCCUGGAUGGGGGGCGCUGUUGCGUCCUGUUGAGGGAAGACGUCAAUUCUAUGCCGACAAGAUUCGUAUCUUCGAGCUGAAUGGAUAUGGACCUGCCGGAUUCCAGAACCGACAGCCAGUAUACUGGAUCCAAGUCUUUCCAGCUGUGCGAUUGCCAAACCUCCAGAAGCUUGUAUACGACGGUCCGUCUGAUCCCCUUGACGAAAUUAUGUGUUCUCUUCUGGAACCUACCCUGGUAUCAGUCGAGUUCCGGUCCUCAUUUGACGUCUCUCCAUCGGUUCUCGAAGCCCUUCAAAACUGCCCUCGACUAAGACACCUUGUCUUCCAAGACAGCGUGGUCGUCUUCGAUCUCGAUCCGUUCAUCGAUUUCAUUACGAAUCACUCUUGCAUGACCUCAAUCAAGUUUGGCGGAGGAAUUUACACUACCGAUCCUGAGGUUGACCAUAGUAACAAGAUUUACGCACAUCUAUUUCGACUCAGCCGAUUCUCAAGCCUCAGUCUCGGAAAGGAAAUUGAUCAAACCGAUGCGGAAGAGAUCAUGAACAUGGUCGGACGCCCCCUCGUACCCAACAACAGUCUGACGUCUCUAAGCAUUCACGGACAUACACUGGCAGUGAAACUGUUUCUCUCUACCGCUACGAGAGCCCUUCGAUCUCUGAACAUCACCUUGUUGGAGGAAUAUUCGGGCAACGUCUGCGAUCAACUAUCUCAAUUCACCAAUCUGGCGGAGCUCCGCCUGCGCAUGUGUUCCUCCCAGACACUGCCACAAAGCGAGUUUGAUGCUCUUACCCACUUGUCGAAGUUGGAAGUGUUAGGAAUCUCCAGCCGUUACAGUGGCGACGUAUCAGCCUCUACGGAUUGGUUGACUAACGAGCACUUCAAUCAAUGGGUCAUGAACUUUCCUCACCUGCAUGAUCUCACUCUAGUGUGGGAUAACGAACACCUUACCGAGUCCGCGAUGCUUGCCGUUGCUAGCCAUUGCAGGAAACUGGAGCGGUGUACACUAGGCUGGAAACAAGAUCUGGACGCGUGGAAAUCUUGUACAAGCGGCACCGUUUUGUUUCCACACCUAAACCAUCUCGGACUUAGAGAUCUUGAAGACCUUCCUAACAUGAAUGAAGAACACUGGGUAGCACAAGCUCUGCCAUAUCUGGAGCUUUUAUUCGAGCUUGCUCCUCGUUUGGAACGUCUUGAGCUUCUGAAGAAAGACGAUGACUAUUGCAAAACCACACGCGCGAUUCAAACCGCCAUCAAGGAGAUUGGCGGAAAACAUUGUUAUGAGGACAGUUCGUUUUACUGGAAGUUCAGCAAGGAGAUGGUCGAGAAGUACAAGGACGAGAAGGACAAGGACGAGAAGCACAGGGACGAGAAUCACAAGGACGAUGAGCAUUCGUAA
Molecule: messenger RNA, 1773 nt
Organism: Aureobasidium pullulans EXF-150
Lineage: Eukaryota; Fungi; Ascomycota; Dothideomycetes; Dothideales; Saccotheciaceae
Exons: 1
Coding region: 1-1773 (590 amino acids)
Source: RefSeq, a predicted model, not a curated record